Vespula vulgaris is the source of this 4490-nucleotide messenger RNA. RefSeq lists its product as uncharacterized. The record is from RefSeq and is a predicted model, not a curated record. Lineage: Eukaryota; Metazoa; Arthropoda; Insecta; Hymenoptera; Vespidae. The coding region runs from base 2552 to 3979 and encodes 475 amino acids. The transcript has 8 exons.
ACGUGGCACGAACCUACCCCACGAGGGUUAGAGGCUAACGUAGUGGUUCUCCCUAACUUGGUUCUCUCCCUCCCCACCACUACUCUUCAUCCCUCUUACUAACUAAACGUACGUGUAGGUACACGUGCUCGGGAAGGGUGGUCCCUGUUUCUAAAAGCUACCAUUGCUUCCGGUGAAUACCCACAAACGUUUCUACUACCUACCAUCGGACACGUUAAGACUACGAUGAAAGAAAGAGAGAGAGAUAGAUAGAUAGAUAGAUAGAGAAAGAGAGAGAGAAAGAGAGAGAGAGAGGGAGAGAGUGAGAAAGAGACAGAAGAGGAGAGGGAUCAGAGCAAGCAAGCAAGCAACGCAACGAAUCGCAGUACACACUAGGACGACUAACCAACGCGAGUGUUACUCGCGCGAGUGCGCGGGAUUUUAACGAAUGACAGUGAGAAAAUACGAGGAGAUGUUAAUUAGGAGAAAAUGUCAUUUGUUAAAAUCUAAUCGUUAAUUAAUUUUUUACGCGAUGCAAACGUUUAUCGUUAAUUUAUUACGGACAUUAUCGAUCGAUUAUCAAUCAUGUCGAUCGUUUGACGAGAUUUAGAGAGGAGCUAGAUCGUAGAAUAGAAUUUAUUCGUCUAUUUUAUAUAGACGCGUUGAUAGAGGCUCUUCUAUGUAUUUCGUUCUAUGUAUUAUUCGCAAGAAUUUAUAAAGGAUAUAUGGAUUACUUGGCAAAUGUGAAACGAAUCGCUCGAUAUAUUCGUCCGGUCGAGAAUGAUAAUGAAAUUCGUGAAUUCUUGAGAUCUUGAUUCGCCGUCGACGGAGUUGGAAAGAGGGAGAGAGAAAUAGAGAGAGGGAGAGAGAGAAAGAGAGAUAGAGAGAAGGAGAAUAAAAUAUUCGAGAAUGAGAAUAAGAAGAAGAACGAAACACAUUGAGUGUUCGAUUUCAACGUGGAGUUUUGUGAACGUUUGGAGAGAAACGAGGACCGACAAUAUCACGUGGUUGUGUGAUCGUAUAAGUGACGAUAAGAACAAGUGACGAUAUCUCGAUAUUUGAAAGGAUACUAAAAAUAAAAAGAAAAAAAAAGAAAGAAAAAGAAAAGUAUCGAUAAGAGGAAAACAAAAAUUUUCUCGAUUCUCGAAUAAAAAAUAUAAACGAUAGAAGAGGAAGAGGAGGAGGAGAAAGAAGAAGAAAAAGAAGAAGAAAAAAGAGCAGCUUCUUUUUACCAAAAGGAAAAGAAAAAGAAAAAUAAAAGAAAACAUUUCAAGAAAAUCCGUUCGAAGAGGUCAUACGUACGUAUAUGCUUGGAUCUAUUCUAGAUCGCGUCCUUGGAACGAAAGAAUCCCACGCAAGGGAGAGAGAGAGAGAGAAAACAUACUUUUGUUUGUCUUUCUCUCUCUCUCUUUCUCUGAAAAGCCGUCUGGAGAUUGGCCGUGGCCGAUUGAUCGCCCAGCGAGGCCUCUUCGUUAUAGCAACAAACCACAACCGUCGAGAAGGAGAAGAUGCUCGUUAGGUUAGCGAACACUCGUUAAAAUCUUACCACGCAUGCCAAAAAUAAAGGAGAAAGAGAAAGAGAAAGAGUGAGAAUUCGAUUGGAAAAUAAUUCUCAAGUCUGGACAAUUUCCAUGGCAGUCGUUCUGUGAUUACUCCGAAAGAAGAAACGUACGAUCGUUUUGAUUUUUCUCUCUUGUUUAAUCCGAAGAACUCGUUAAUGAAAAAUCUUUCCUUUGUGUGAAAAUAAAAAAAAAAAAGAGAAAGAGCGAGAUCACGUUCAAGAGACGAGCUUGCAAAGAAAAGAAGUUAAGUAAUAAAUCGAAUCGAUUCUUACUUAUAUAGUUCGUUAACGAUCGUGACCUAACUCGUCAUGAUAAUAGCUCAAAGAUGCUACUCAAUUGGAUUUUAUCGUUUAUUUAUUUAAUCCGAUCGUAUUUCACGAGUUACUCUCCAUUUAUCGGGUACUCCACGGCGUACAAGUCGUUAUUCGUAUUACGACUUUGAACGAGUAUGUAUCGGCACAUUGAAACGCGUUAUUGCAAUCGACUUCUUGAUUUUCAAAUGCAAAAGAAAAAGAGAAAUAUAUUUUGAUCGAUUGUGAAGUUCGAAGUUUUCACGGUAAACAAGCAAGAAAUCUUUCGUCGUUGUGUUGAUAUCAACAUCGAUCGAUCGUAAACGUUAAGCGAUCACAAGAAAGAUUGGUUCCCACGGAUCGCGAAUGGACGACGAAGAGGAAAGAGUUCAACGACCUCGUUUGAUGUAAAGAGAGAUAUAAAGAAAAAGAGAGAGAGAGAAAGAAACUGGAGUGUGUGUAAGAGAAAAGGAAGAAAGUGGUGAAUCAAAAAGAAUUUUCCUCUCUCUCUCUCUGUUGCGCACACAGUGUUUCGAAAUUGGAUGGAAGGAAUAAAAAAACAAAAAGAAAAGAAGAAUAAAGAGAAAAGAAGAGGCAGCGAACAUCUUAUCGGUACACUCGACGAUUCACCCUGCUGAUCUCUCUGGAGGGCUAAUUUUAAGACAGGAUCCUUGAGAAGAAGCUUCAGACCGAGGAAUCCUCGUGAGAUGAUCAUCGGUCAUGGCGUUUGUAAGAAGAACGAUUCCAAACGUGAUUCUUCUCCUUCUUCUGUCGUUUUUAGCGACCAUGACGGAACGUGCUAUCUGUCGGCUUAUCGUACCGACGAGUCCCUCGUAUUUUCUAAGAACGACGAAAGCCGUCAAAUUGUCAACUGGAAAUAUGGAGCUAGUGGAAGAAGAACAAUGUUCCGAUCGGAUUUUACGUCUGACCUGUAGAUCUCUCAAAGCUUUCAUUUUCGUCUUGGAAGCGGAAUAUCAAUCAAAUCGAACGAGUAUUUGUGGAUACGAAUCGCAAAGGUUGAUAGCGAAAAAGAAGAAAUUCAAAUUGGGCGUUAAGAAUUCACGUGUCAAGGACACGAGGCAAUUACGUGGAAAUUACAUCAAAGACGACGAGGAAGAAGAACGAUAUUUGUUCGACGUUAGGGCUUCCUUCAACAGAAAAUGUUCGGGUCAGCAUCAUUGUCGGUAUAAUUUGAGCAGCGAUCAUCCAGGAACAACCUAUUGGCAUCCCGCUGCUUUAAGAUUAAAAUACGCUUGUGUUCCUGAGGUAGCGGUUUGUAAAUACUGCAAUGUGGAAGUAAGAAUACCCAAAGGAAAUGAAGGAGGUUAUUUAAAGUCUCCGGGAUAUCCACUGUAUUAUCCAGGUGGUUAUUCCUGUGGUUGGACAUUCAAAUCGUCACCGGGUGAAAGGAUCAUCCUUACUUUUCACGACUUGAAUAUUCGCAGUCCAGAAGCGGACGGAAGCUGUAUAGACGUCGUGAGAGUUCGAGAAAAAGGAAACACCUUGUUUGAACGUUGCGGCAUCGCCGCUGGCAUUAAAAUUAUCUCUAAUUCGAGCCUUGUGACACUUGACCUGAUAGCUUCGACAAAACUCUAUCCUGCUCGAGGAUUUCUUCUACAAUAUCAAGUGUUGGGCUGUCCGAACAUUUCAGCACCGAACGGAAGCUAUAUAUCGUAUGAUACAGUGACGUCAAGAACGUUCUCGUGUAAAUCCGGCGCUGUGUUUCCCGACACAAGAAAAGAGAAUAGAAUACUUGAAUGUAAGAACGGCAAAUGGAACGAGACCGUCGAUAAGCUGCCAACUUGCGUGGCUACGUCCGCGGUGAUCCUCAAAACAGAGAACGAACAUCAUCAUUUGUCGAGUCUCUCGGGUGACAACGUCCUUGGUGGGGGCGUAAGAAUCGGUAGGGGCGAAGGCGCACUCGCAAACGGAAACAGCCAGGCCAUGGAUUCGGCGCAAUCUGCUAUGAUGAAGCAAGCGGACUACGUCGUAGAUGUUGUACUUCCAACCGUCCUGAUCGCUUUAUUGUUCGUUGGCAAUGCUAUUAUUGUCUAUAUUAUAUUCCAGUAUAGAAAGAGAAAAAUUCCAACGACAGCGCAAGGAGAAGAGAUGGCCCUGAGAAACGAGGCGGACGUUCCACAAGUGUGAUUCCAAAGGAGAAGACUAAUUACGUUUAAUGUCAAUUUUGUCGUUCAAGCAGAAAGUUAAUCAAAGGCCUAGUUCAUAUAUACUUCCGAAGAAUAAGAGACGUCAUUGAAAUAUGAGCGCUUAAAAUGAAACGCUCAUUCUUUUCGCAUCUAAUUUGAUGUGAUGAUGUAUACGCUAUGGGAUAUACGUAAUGUGUGUAUAUCCUACAAGAAUUCUCUUAAAAAACAGAAAAGGAAAAAAAAUGAACUAAUAAAUCGAACGUUGCGUACACGUAUACUGUAAACAUUAAUUAAUGCGUGUAUAUAUGUGUAUACAUAUAUAUAUAUAUAUAUGUAUAUAUAUAUAUGUACAUAGAUACACGUUAUUAUGUAUACAACGGAUACGAUGUACUGCCAUGACAUUGCGUAUACUCUAACGAUAGUGUAUUAUAUAAUAUAAGCAAAUAAUAUAUUCUAUAUUUCGUCCAAAUUGUGAAUAACUUAUAAAAUAAAAAGAAUGUUUUUUCUUAAUA